Messenger RNA from Tripterygium wilfordii, 1591 nucleotides. RefSeq names its product protein SAR DEFICIENT 1. The record is from RefSeq and is a predicted model, not a curated record. The coding region runs from base 43 to 1419 and encodes 458 amino acids. The transcript is spliced from 7 exons. Gene Ontology annotation, cellular component: nucleus. Gene Ontology annotation, biological process: regulation of salicylic acid biosynthetic process. Lineage: Eukaryota; Viridiplantae; Streptophyta; Magnoliopsida; Celastrales; Celastraceae. Gene Ontology annotation, molecular function: calmodulin binding; sequence-specific DNA binding; DNA-binding transcription factor activity.
UUCCAAGCCAUCUCUCUCUCCCUCUCUCUCUAGAGCUAAUCUAUGGCCGCCAAACGCUUCUUUGAUGAUUCUACCUCCGACCCGGAUUCACCAACAGGAAGACGGAUCAGAAGUCGACCCUCUUUAGCUUCUGUUGUAGGACAAGCUGUUGUGGCAAAUUCCAUACAGAACUUGUGUAUGAUCUUAGAACCAAUGCUUAAAAGAGUGGUGGGUGAGGAAGUUGAGAAGACACUCAAAAGAUGCUCCAGGGCAACCCUCACUAGGCAACCUUCCAAUAGAAUCCAAGCACUCGAACCUUCAACUCUACAACUUGUUUUUCCCAAAACCCUAACACUCCCAAUCUUCACAGGAAGCAAAGUAGUCGAUACCGAUAACUGUCCCCUUCAAAUCCUUCUUGUAGAAAAACUAAGUACAGGAUGCCAUAACCAAAUGCUUCCAACUACACUACCUUACCCUAUCAAAAUAGAGAUUGUUGUUCUUGAUGGGGACUUCCCUAGUGGAGAUAGCCAGAUUUGGACAAGUCAAGACUUUGAUAACAAUGUUUUGAAGGAAAGGACAGGGAAGAGGCCUUUGUUGGCUGGGGAUUGCUUGAUUGUCACAAUGAGAGAUGGGGUUGCUAGUAUUGGCGAUUUCGAGUUCACCGAUAAUUCGAGCUGGAUUCGGAGCAGAAGGUUCAGGAUUGGAGCUAGAGUGGCUCUGGGGAGUACUAAUCCUGAUGGUGUUCGGAUUCGAGAAGCCAUGACUGAAGCUUUUGUUGUCAAAGAUCAUCGCGGAGAGUUGUACAAAAAGCAUCAUCCACCAAGUUUGGAAGAUAAAGUAUGGAGACUGGAAAAGAUAGGAAAAGAAGGUGCAUUUCAUAAGAAGUUAGCUUCUGAGGGCAUCAAAACAGUCCAAGACUUCUUGAAGCUGUCCACUGUUAAUCCAUCAAAGCUUAGGAAGAUCUUAGGUGGGAUGUCUGAUAAAAUAUGGGAAGUGACAAUGAAGCAUGCAAGAACAUGUGUAAUGGGCAACAAACACUAUAUUUACAAAGGACACAAUUGCACCAUCAUCUUGAACCCUAUCUGUGAAGUUGUCAGGGCUGUGAUUGAAGGUCAAAUGUACUUCACUAGCGAUCUAACCAACAAUAUUAGGACCUAUAUUCAAUCAAUGGUAAGGGAAGCAUGCACAAAUUGGCAUACAUUGGAGGAGGUAGAAGGACUUUUCAAUGAAACUGCUCUGCUAACACAAGGUGACAUGGUGGAUCAAUAUCCCAAUUACCAUCAGCAGGGGAUGGUGAUAUCAUAUCAGCAAAAUGGACACCGACAGGCGAAUUCGAGCUACUUUGGAGCUCCAGUUGAACGAAGACUACAAUACAGCAUCUCCGAGUCUUCGUCAGACGGAGAGUAUAUGCCUUCAAAGUCUUUCAUCAAUGGUGGUUGACAGUGUAUCAGUAGCGUGAGUAGACGUAUUGUAAGAUAUUUGUAUUGGUGUAGGAAUUAAGUUGUCAUCUGCUUCAUGGCAAUCCACCCCAUUCGCUGCUUCUUUCUGCAAAAAAGGAAGAUAUAUAUAUAUAUAAUCUCAGUAUGAAGAAAGUGUUGAAGUUUCCUGUCUA